GGACCCACGCGGCGCCCGGCCCGCCUGGCCUGCAGCGCUCCAUCCACUGCAGGGACAGCGGCGACGGCGGCGGCACGAUGCCCUUUGACUUUAGGAGGUUUGACAUCUACAGGAAGGUGCCCAAGGACCUCACGCAGCCAACAUACACCGGGGCCAUUAUCUCUGUCUGCUGCUGCCUCUUCAUCCUCUUCCUCUUCCUCUCGGAGCUCACCGGAUUCAUAACAACGGAAGUCGUGAACGAGCUCUACGUGGAUGAUCCGGACAAGAACAGCGGGGGCAAAAUUGACGUCACCCUGAACAUCAGCUUACCUAACUUGCACUGCGAAUUGGUCGGCCUUGACAUUCAAGAUGAGAUGGGCAGGCACGAGGUGGGCCACAUCGACAACUCCAUGAAGAUCCCACUGAACAAUGGGGCAGGUUGCCGCUUUGAGGGGCAGUUCAGCAUCAAUAAGGUCCCGGGCAACUUCCACGUGUCCACACACAGUGCCACUGCCCAGCCACAGAACCCAGACAUGACGCAUGUCAUCCACAAGCUCUCCUUCGGGGACACGUUGCAGGUCCAGAACGUCCAGGGGGCUUUCAACGCUCUUGGGGGAGCCGACAGACUCAACUCCAACCCCCUCGCCUCCCACGACUACAUCCUGAAGAUCGUGCCCACGGUGUACGAGGACAAGAGCAGCAAGCAGUGGUACUCUUACCAGUACACAGUGGCCAACAAGGAGUACGUGGCCUACAGCCACACGGGCCGCAUCAUCCCUGCCAUCUGGUUCCGCUAUGACCUCAGCCCCAUCACCGUCAAGUACACGGAGAGACGGCAGCCUCUGUACCGAUUCAUCACCACGAUCUGUGCCAUCAUCGGAGGGACCUUCACUGUGGCGGGCAUCCUGGACUCCUGCAUCUUCACAGCAUCGGAGGCCUGGAAGAAGACCCAGCUGGGCAAGAUGCACUGAGGCCGCCCGGCCUUGCAGCUGAGGGCGCUGGGUUUGCCUGCCCAGCGUCCCCAGCCCUGGGUUCCCUGCCCUCCGUUUGGCCCCGGAGGAAGGCUGCAUCCCGGAGGUGGUGGGAGGGGGGUGGGGAUGCGAGGGGUGGUUCAUGUUUUUGUAGCUACCUCUUCUCCCCUUGUUUGAUUUAAGAAAAUUUUCACUACCUGGAGUUGUGUUGCCCUGAAGGGAGCCCCCAGACCAGAGUCAGGCAACAGGGGGCAGGUGGGGGGGGGUGCUCAGGGCUAUUGGGGACCACCCCCCAGGAGGACUGCAGCUCUUCCCUCUUGGUGGAACAGCCCAGCCUCCCCACACCCCCCACUGGACCAGCUCUCAGCCAGGCUUUGACAAUCUUGCAGCCCCACCCUUUGGCCACACUAAUCAUGUAGCCCCACCCCCACCGCCCACCCCCACAGCCAACUGGCCCUGGGCACUGAGCCUUGGAGCAGGCUGCCCACAGGUACUGCCCACCUGGCGCCAUCUACAGAGGAUGGUACUUCCCAGGUGAUGCCCUCGGAACUGGCGCCAUUGAAGGAACCCCCUUUCUGCUCCUUCCCUUCCUGCCCAGCCCAGCCCUGAGACUGUCAGCACCUCCUCACCCCUCUCCUUUCCUUCUGAAAGGCAGGUGCCCAGUUGUCUGGCAGGAGCUUUGGAGAUGUAAGUCUGCCCACUGGGCCAGUCAUGGCCUUCCUGUCCCCACCCCACCCCCGAACCCCAACCAAUGUGCCUCAGUAUCUUGGCUGGGUGGUGACAGCAUCAUCGCUUAGCAGAGGGGCCCCAUCCCACCUCCCUGAUGGCGGCUGCAGCGGGUGAGGGGAGCAGGGGACUAGGAAGGCAUCUUUGAGAACUAGACGCAGUUGGUGUGCACUCACAUGCAGACAGGAAGCCUUUCUCUGAGACACACCACCACCACCCCCCACCACCCCCCAGUUAGUUCUGUCUCUUCUGUCAGCCACGGGUCCCCAGGCCUUAGGUGGGGGGAACCAGUCAGACAGCCCUGCACCACCUCCGCACCAGCAUUCGACCUCCCUGCAGCCCAGGGCUGCCUCACUGGCCCUUGGGGUGGGUCUUCACCGUGCCACGCCCCUCUGCCCCCUUCCCUUGUAGUCCUGAAAGGGAGAGGCAGUGGUCUGGCUGGAAUUCCACCAGGGAAUUUUAGCUCCGCUCUCCUGGCCCUGGGCCAGAGCUGCCCACCCAUUUCCCAUUUAUAUCAAAAUGGUUUGCAUACUUUUGUAAUGAAGGGGAGCGCCCAGUGUCCAGUUUUUUAAUGACCUCUAUGGAUAGCUCACGCCCCUGCCAUGUGUAAUGCUUGGCCCCAAUUCCACUUGGGGCGCUUCCCUUCUGCUGAAGAGCUGAUUGAUGUGGGUGUCCGUUACAUCUGGUUAUUUCUGGUGUCUGCGGCCACUAGGUGGUUUUUUUUUUUUUCAUUUCUAUAUUCUGUCCCCAGUUAUAGAAGGCAUCGCCUGUCCUGUGUGAGUAUGUGCGCCUGCAAGGG
This is a messenger RNA of Echinops telfairi (small Madagascar hedgehog), 2475 nucleotides long. RefSeq names its product endoplasmic reticulum-golgi intermediate compartment 1 (gene ERGIC1). The coding region runs from base 78 to 950 and encodes 290 amino acids. The record is from RefSeq and is a predicted model, not a curated record. The transcript is spliced from 10 exons. NCBI's taxonomy places the organism in Eukaryota, Metazoa, Chordata, Mammalia, Afrosoricida, Tenrecidae. Gene Ontology annotation, cellular component: COPII-coated ER to Golgi transport vesicle; endoplasmic reticulum; Golgi membrane. Gene Ontology annotation, biological process: retrograde vesicle-mediated transport, Golgi to endoplasmic reticulum; endoplasmic reticulum to Golgi vesicle-mediated transport.